AAACACGGGAUUCCUGCCAUCUUGAAUGGCAUGGCUCGGCCACACAGUGCGUGAUGAGGGAGACAUGCGAGGUUUAACGCGUACGUUACGCUGGUAUUUCGCUACCACGGCAUCCGCGUGAGACUCGACGGCGACCGUGACGCGGGGAGGCAUCUCCCCAGCCCCGCGCCAUGGAGGCGGUGAAGGCGUUCAACGCGGAGCUCUCUGCUCUCUACGAUGUCAAACCCCCUAUCUCAAAAGCCAAAAUGAAUUCGCUUACACGGGGAGCUAUCAAAGCAAUAAAAUUCUACAAGCAUGUUGUACAAAGCGUGGAAAAAUUCAUUCAGAAAUGCAAGCCGGAGUACAAAGUACCAGGGUUAUAUGUAAUAGAUUCGAUUGUCCGACAGUCCCGACAUCAGUUUGGGAUGGAGAAGGAUGUGUUUGCUCCGCGAUUUGCGAAGAACAUGCAGACCACGUUUCUCAAUCUUUUGAAAUGCCCGCAGGAGGAUAAAAGCAAAGUUAUACGUGUAUUAAAUCUCUGGCAGAAGAAUGCGGUUUUCCCACCAGAAGUUAUCCAACCACUUUUCGAUCUGGCGGAUCCAAAUCAUCCGAUACACAAAGAACAGACAGUAAAUAGCAAUGGUACAUUAAAUGCAUCGUCUGGAAAUAAUCUAAGUAACGUGAGCGCAGUCACCAAGACCCCGCCGUCUGCGAUUAAGAACGCUGUGAAGGAUCCCAAACUAUUUCCAUCGGGAAAAACUAUUGAUCCCGUAUGGUUGGCACAAACGAAAAUGGAAGCAGCAGUCAAUGCAAAUAAACUUUUGAAUCAGUCCAACUCCGGUCAGAUGGAUUCCUCGUUUCUCGACCAGUUGCAACAUUUACAGCAACUGCUUUUGAAAAAGGAUGCUACAAACGAACCAAAGAGUUCUGUCAAGUUUGAUAAAAAAUUGUUAGAUUUUGACUACGGCGAGGAAGAAGAUGACGAUGUCGUUCUUACUAAUUCCCCAAACACAGCUGCCUCUACCAAUACCCAGCACAAUGCAGUUUCAGCAAACAGCAGUUUAGAAAGCCUCGGAUUGUUGCUUGCAAAUCCAGAGGUUUUGAGACAAUUGCAAACUCUACAACAAACCAUGCAAAGCAAUGCAUCCUCCUCGCAACUUGAAAUGGAAGAAAAGAUGCGCAAGCUGCAACAAAUGAAACAGCAGGAGGAAGAAUUUGAUAAGCAUUUAGCACAAACUGUUCCUAACCUUCCAUUUGCAUCUGAAUGCGAGUUAAAACCUUCGGAUAUUUUGAAACCGAACACACAAAAUUAUGCAUCAAGCAUGAACAGCAAUGUGAUGCAAGAUAUGAGCCAGCCACCGCCUGGUUAUCCGCCAGCUCUGUCAUACACUUCGCAAUCUUUAUCAAAUAUUCGACAAAUGAAUCAAUCGGCGCAUCAGAAUCAAAAGAGUCCGUUACUUGAUGAACGUCAAGAAGCACAAGAUUAUUCUGGGAACAGUAUCAGGCGUGACAGCAGCAGUGUAGAAAUUGUGAACUGCGAAAACACGAGUUCCCAAAGUAGAUCGCCGGAACGAUAUCGGCACCAUAGUCGAUCCCGAUCUCCACGACACAGAGAUAGAGAUAGAGAUCGAGAUAGAGAUCGGAAAUCUCGAUCUAGAAGCAGAUCAAGACGAAGAAGAUCGCGUUCAAGAGACAGGGGUCGUGAUAGAAAACGUGACGAUAGUCGAGAAAAGAUGACUGAGGAAGAACGUGAGAAGGAUAGGGAACGACGCAAGCGCGGUCUGCCACCGAUAGUUAGAGAUAAAUUAAGUGUUUGCAGUACAACACUUUGGGUAGGACAUUUGUCAAAACUCGUACAUCAAGAAGAAUUGUCCGAUACGUUUGGAGAGCUUGGCGAUAUCGUUAGCAUUGAUUUAAUCUCACCGAGAGGUUGUGCUUUUAUAUGUAUGAACAGAAGACAGGAUGCGUAUCGAGCAUUGACGAAAUUGAAAAAUCAAAAGAUGCAAGGCAAAGCCAUCACGUUAGCGUGGGCGCCUGGUAAAGGAGUGAAAGGCAAGGAAUGGAAAGACUACUGGGAAGUAGAGCUAGGCGUUAGUUACAUCCCUUGGAAUAAAUUAAAUAACAUUACCGAUCCAGAAUUGGAGUUGCUAGAAGAAGGAGGGAUGAUAGACGAGGACACAUUACCUCCCCAUUUGAAAGGAAAACUGAAGCACACUGGCACGAGUGCGGAUGUCCUGCAACAACAAUUGCAUCUGCAACAGCAAGCAAUAGUUGCCGCUGCAAACGCUGGUGCUCCUAUUCCCACUUUAACGGACGGUAUCGUCAACGUUAUCCAGUCGUCGGCUAAUUCGCAGCAGCAACAGCAGCAGCAGCAGCAACAGCAACAACAAUUAGUCGACACUAGUCAACCGCCACCAAUCAGACCACCAACAUCAGCUGCGCUACUGCCCCCUCCAAACACACAGUUGCCAAUGAUGCCGCCAGCAUUUACUAUGCCAGGAGUGCCACGAAUGAUUAGCCACAUGGGCCUACAAAUGACGCACGGAUUAAUGCCGAAUGUUCCGAUUGGGGUGCCACCACCUAAUAUGCAGAGUCUGCUGGGACCGCCCGGCAUGAUGCAGACCAUGCUGACACCCUCAGUAAACCCGCCAUUUGGAGCAGGUGUUGGCGUAAGUUUAUUGACACAAAUCCCACUGCCCGCACCUGCAGCGCCUUCCGAUAAACCAAACUCCACUGGAUACGAGAUCCUGAAUAUUACAGGUAUGCCACACAACGUCCCACCGAUUGGAGUACCGCCGCCUACAACGGAGACGAGUAUGCCGAACUUGCCGAUGUUACGGCAACCGUACGGUGUAGGUCCGGCGCCGCCGAUGCAGAUGCAACUACCUCAGCAACAACACCACUCGGAUGACAUGGACGUGGAGAUGGAGGACGCGAUGCCGCAAAGUUUAAGCAGCAGCCUGCCCAAGGACAAGCAGAAUCUCAGCGAUCAGUUAAUCGCGGCGAUGAAUAUAAGCGGCAGCGUCAACGACUGUCGUUUGGAGAACGAUCAGUCCCGCGAGUACAAGGAACGAGAACGCGACCGGGAGAACAGGGAGAGGAGAGACAGGAGUGAUCGAGAUCGCGGGGAUCGCAUGGACAUUAAUGAGUGCAGGAUGGAUCGUGGCAGGGACAGAGGAAGAGGGCGGGAUCGUGGGCGAGAUAGACGGAGAGACAAUCGCGAGGGUCGCGACAGAGAGAGGGACGAGAGACGCGACAGGGACAAUCGUGAGAGUCGGGAGAGCCGGGAUAGCGGCAGCAGACAUUCGGAGGGACCGAGCGUGCAAAGUCAAAACAUCCAGGAAAGCGAGGGCAUGGCGAAGAAGGAGGGCAAGCCCAGUCUAGCCGAACGAUUGCGACAAUUGGCGGACGGUACGUUACCGUUGGAUGACCGGAUGGACCGGAACAUACGUGGUAACCGAGCUGAGCGAAACAACGAGCGGAACGACAGGAACUUCGAAGAGAGCCCCGGAGGUGCGGGGGGACGACGGCCACCUGGCGACAUGCCGAUCUCGUUGAUGGAUCUACCCAAGUUCGGGGUGCUGCCUCCGGAUCGGACGGAUUUCCCGCCGCGAGGACCGGAAUUCCGGGCCGGACCGCCAGACGCGCGUGAGUUUCCACAGCGCGGCUUGCCCGAUCGGCCCGAUCGUCAGACUUUCCCGCCACGCGGUGGACCGAGGGCCUCGCAGAUGGAUGACUUCUUGGAUCCUAGGAUGCAGCCUGGCAUUUUCCCGGAGGACUACGAGGGCAGGCUAGGCCACAAUGGGCCUCGGCCUGAGGACUUCCCCUCGGGCAGGCUGGGCCCGGCUCGUGACGAGUUUGAGCGACCGGAAGUGCGUGCUCGCAGACCGCCCGUGGACGAGUACGAACGCGAGCGUUUCGAGUACGAGAUGAGACGCGACGGAUUUGAUCCGCGAAUGCAAGACGGCUUUGAUCUCAGAGGUCACAACGAGCGUUCCGACUUCGAUCUUCGCAGAAGGGACUUCUUUGGUGGCCCAAUGGAGCCUGUGUUCGGAAUGCCGCCGUUAAUGGGGCCGAAAGGACCGAGAGGACCGGUUGGUCCUGAUGGAUUUGGACCACGCGGGGCCAGGGGACCUGGUCCACUGAUGUUCUUACGUGGUAUGGGUCCGAGAGGUAUGAGGCCCGGGAUGAGGCCGCCGUUCGCACCUCGUGGUCCACCGUUCGACCCCAGAGAAGCAGACUCCUUCUUCCGCCCGCCGUUCGAUGAUAUGCGCGGUCGCCCAGGACCGCACAUCCGGCCGCCGUUUGGCCCGAUGGGCCCACCGGCGAUACACGGACCGGAUGGUCCAUGGAGAAAUCAGGAGGGCGGUGGACCACCGCCCGCGUCGUGGUCCGGACAGGAACCUGAUGGGGUGCCCCUCGGGCAACGCGAGAAUCAUCUCCCGCGGGACAAGCAAAAAUUGGCGAAGCACCAGGAUUAUAAAAAUCUGUCCGAACGGGAGAACCGUAAUCGAAAUCGAAAAUCCCGCUGGGGUAACGUCAGUCCGCCCUUGACGGACGACGUGGACGAGAUGCCGUCGGAGGAGGCCGAAAAUAAAGUGGAGACAUCGGAUGGCGGUGAACUAGAGGCGAAGGAUGGCUUUGACGUUUCAUCCUCGGCCAUCGAUCAGCAGAGUCUUCUGAUGCAAAAGGAGCAAGAUGAGUCGGCGAUUCACGAGCAAGACGUGAUGCAUGGUGACAGAGGAAAUGAGUUUGCUAGUAUACCGAACGAUAAGGGCAGCGAUGAGAUUAGCUAUAAAAAUGAUGAGGGCAAUACCUUCGAUAUUGGUGCGGAUCAUUUCUCCAGCAACGAUUUAGCGCUAAAGCAGCGGGGUGAAGAGGAACAGUGUGAAUACGAAGCACCCAUUCCAGCUGAAGAUUCAGCGCAACAAAAUGUGGUACAAUCGAUUGAACAAAUAGGGCACGUCAGUGAAAAUCAUAGUGAGCAAACAGUGGAACAGCAAGCGGAUUCGUUGUAAACAGAGAGAAAGAAAUUGAAGGAAAAGAUCGAUAUUGGGGAAACUACCAAAGUAAAGUAUAGAGAAUCUUCAGGCAGAUUCGUGUAAAAUAUCGUUUAAAUCGAUACAAUGUACAUAGAGUCGCGCUACAGUGAGCGAGCGAGAGAGGGAGAGAGAGAGAGAGAGGGAAAGAAAAAAGUGAAAAAAAAUUCGAUUUUACAGACUCAGAAUUAUCGCACUCUGGAGUGGUGGGGGAGCUGUUGGGUCCAGUGAGUUGUUUUGAGUAUCUUUCAGUCAAAAUAUUCGAUUGUUGAUUCUCGUGUAAGUCUUAAUCAAGAUUUCUUCCCAACUGAAAUCUGCUGCUUAGAUAAUUGCUGUGAUAGAGUGAACACAGGACCUGUUUACCCGUGUAGAGGUAUAUACAGAGAUUCAAUUCUUAAUCGAAAUUCUUUUAGCAUAAUCUGCUUUUUUCCCUCUUCUUUAUUUUUCACGUUGGAUAACGGUCGCAAACGACGUGUUUUAUAUAUAUACAUAUAUAUAUAUAUAUAUAUGUGAAAAGAUUCCAUCAUUGCCAUUUAUACGAGAUCACUCUCCAGUCAGUCUUUUAGUAGUUUUGUUAAGAAUAUUCCUGUAGUUAAUUUCGAAUCACUCAUCGGGUAUUGUAUAGCGAGAGUAUCGUACCUCAUGGCCCUUUGGUGAGGAUUAAUUUAUUGAAUUGUACAUACUUUUAUAUUUUCGUAGCAGAACAAAUGAAUGAAUAUAAUGUGCUGAUUGCCAUUGCUCAAUCAAAGAAAGAAAAAGAAUAAAUAUUUUAUAUAUAAUGUCUUUGAUAACAAAAGAAACAUUGCCUUGUUAUUCCGAUACGCGCGUAGCUCCCAAUCACAACAAAAUGAAAACGACAGACUAAGUCUACACGUGUAUAAUAUACGAAUUAUAUUUCUAGGCAUCUACUGAGACAUGUACAUAACACAAUUCAGAAUAUUUCCGUUUGUCUUUUUAUUCUUGAUCUUGUUACCGGUUGCGUGAAAUUACUUUCCCCUUGAAUUCUACACAAUUGAACAAGUCAGAUGAUCCGUUUUACGUCAACUAACUCACGGCACAGAUUCAUUCCACAUUCUGCGUAAGGAGAUUUAAAGUAAAUCUGUUGAAGUAUACGAGCGAGAAUGGUUGUAAAAGUACGAUAUAUCCCACAUGUACAUGCGCUUCCGUGUAACACACAUACACGUACAGACAACUUGGUUCCUGUGUUCACAUACGCAUGUAUUGCACGGCGCAGCGAUGGAAGACACGUGCUUGCGCUCAAACUGAGUGACAAGUGCAAGGUAUUGUUCCCAAUUUCUUUCACAUACCGUUAGUCAAGAAAUGUGACACAAGAUGAUCUUAAAAGGGCCACUGCUUGGCCGCCACCACUCCAGGAUGAAACUCGUCGAUACAUAUACUACCAAUUUAAAUAAUUAUUGUAUAUCUUUAAUUAGAAUAAUUGCUUACGGCUAAGAGAUGGUAUUAAGAGAGAACGACUUCCAAAGUUGAAAUGUCCGAUCAUGUUCCAUUUGUUGGACUUCGUCAACUGAACCGACUCUUUGAUUCUGAAACGUUAACAUUAAACGUUCACUUCGCGCCUUUAAUGAUAAAUAAAAACUGGAUUGUUAAGAGAUAAUCGUGGUAGACUUUCUAAUGAGUCGUUAAAAUAGGAUAUCAUAGAAUUAUUUCGACGCGUAUAACGACAAUGUUUGAUAUUUUCACGUUAGAACGCAUGUAUGUCUAUUUCUUUGCUUUGAGCUUAUUUUACUAUAAGUUUCGUUUUACGAUCAUAUAUUCAUAUAUGUGAAUCCAUGAACAAAAACAGCAACUGUAUUUAAGAGCGUAUACUUAAUAUGAACCUAAAUAUAAAUUGAUAAAGAAUUCUUUCUUUUUACUAGUAUGUUGGUACUUAACGUAAUUUUCAACACGUAAUAUCCAUAUUUUGUUGAUAAAUUUCAUAAUAUCCUGAUAUAUACAUUGUAACGUAUAUAAAAAUUAGAAAUUCUGUAAAUUCUGUAAAAUGUAUUGUGCAGAUAACAAUGUGCUGACUUUUGUUUA
Vollenhovia emeryi is the source of this 7055-nucleotide messenger RNA. RefSeq names its product splicing factor, arginine/serine-rich 15 (gene Isha). The transcript is spliced from 15 exons. Gene Ontology annotation, molecular function: RNA binding. Lineage: Eukaryota; Metazoa; Arthropoda; Insecta; Hymenoptera; Formicidae. The coding region runs from base 171 to 4997 and encodes 1608 amino acids. Gene Ontology annotation, cellular component: nucleus. The record is from RefSeq and is a predicted model, not a curated record.